AUGGUGGAAAGUCUCCUGAACGGCAUCUACCACAUCUCUUCGCUGGUGCCCCGGCUGGCCACGCACAGCGGCUUCCCCCACUACCAGGCAGACCUGGAGGAGAUGCCUGGGCUGGCUGAGCUGCGCCAGGAGCUGCUGUUCCGCGUGCAGGCCGCGGUGAGCUCGUGCUGCGCGUUCCGCGGUUCCCUGGAGCGCUAUUCCCACGUGUACGGCGAGGACCGGCGGGAGCUGAGCCGCCAGUUCCUGCUCUACGGGCGCGCCCUCACGGCCGCCGAGCUCGAGGCCCAGGCCGCGGUCCCGGAGGCGCUUCCCACGCUGCAGCAGUUCAGGGAGCACAUCGACCUCUACGAGGGGCUGCACGAGGAGGUGACUCACAUGGAGCCCCUCAGCACCUUCCAGGGCUGGCUGAGGGUCGACGUUCGGCCUUUCAAGGCGGCCUUGCUGAAUGAGGUUAAAAGGUGGAGCUUGGUGUUCAAGCAGCACCUCCUGGAGCACGUCACGCACAGCUUGGCUGACCUUGAGGAGUUCCUCCAAACUGCUGAGGAAGGGCUGAGCAGGAAGGUGGAGAAGGGGGAUUACGAGGGCCUGGUGGAGGUCAUGGGGCACCUCCUGGCCGUGAAGGAGCGACACGGUGCCACCGAUGCCAUGUUCGAGCCCCUGAGGGAAACCAUUGACCUGCUGAGAGCCUACGAGCAGGACGUGCCAGGGGAAGUCCACCAGCAACUGGAGGAGCUGCCAGAGAAGUGGAACCAGGUGAAGAAGCUGGCCCUGGCUGUGAGGCAGCACGUGGCUCCUCUGCAGGCCAACGAGAUGACCGCCCUGCGCCAGAGCUGCGCUGCCUUCGACGCCCAGCAGCAACAAUUCAGGGAGAGCUUUGGGAGAGAAGCUCCCUUCAGGUUUGACACCGAGAAGCCUUAUCAACUGCUAGAUACAAAGCACAUGGAGAUUAAACAGAUGGAGUCAGCCAUGGCCUCGAUUUCUGAAUCAGCUGGUCUGUUUGAAGUCACGGUGCCAGAAUAUAAACAACUGAAGCAGUGCAGGAAGGAGCUGUGUAUUCUCAAAGAGCUCUGGGAUAUGAUCUCCCUGGUGAACACCAGCCUCAGUGACUGGCAGACCACCAAGUGGGUGGAUAUUAAUGUGGAAAACAUGGAUCUGGAGUGUAGAAAGUUUGCAAGAGAGAUUCGGAAUCUGGAUAAAGAAAUGAGGGCAUGGGAUGCUUUCAGUGGGCUGGAGAGCAAGGUGAAGAACAUGCUGACAGCCCUGAAGGCAGUGGCAGAACUUCAAAACCCCGCCAUCAGAGAAAGGCACUGGAACCAGCUGAUGCAGAUGACGGGUGUGAGGUUUGUGAUGGACUCGGACACCACGCUGGCUGACCUCCUCAAGCUCAACCUGCAUAAAUUUGAGGGUGAGGUCCAUGGAAUUGUGGACAAAGCAGUGCGAGAAAUGAGCAUGGAGAAAGUGCUGAAGGAGCUGAGAGUGACUUGGAGCACCAGGGAGUUCCAGUACGAGCCUCACUCCCGCACCAACGUCCCCUUGCUGAAGUCAGAUGAGGGGCUUAUUGAAACUUUGGAAGACAACCAGGUGCAGCUGCAGAACUUGAUGUCAUCCAAAUACAUUGCUUUCUUCCUGGAGGAGGUGUCUGCCUGGCAGAGGCAGCUCUCCACCGCCGAUGCUGUCCUGUCCCUCUGGUUUGAGGUGCAGCGCACGUGGUGUCACCUGGAGGGCAUCUUCAUAGGCUCAGAGGACAUCCGGGCACAGCUGCCCCAGGUUGUCUCUGUGUGAGAAGGC
Molecule: messenger RNA, 1788 nt
Organism: Myiozetetes cayanensis
Lineage: Eukaryota; Metazoa; Chordata; Aves; Passeriformes; Tyrannidae
Product: dynein axonemal heavy chain 9-like
Exons: 6
Coding region: 1-1782 (593 amino acids)
Biological process (GO): microtubule-based movement
Cellular component (GO): dynein complex
Molecular function (GO): dynein light intermediate chain binding; dynein intermediate chain binding; minus-end-directed microtubule motor activity
Source: RefSeq, a predicted model, not a curated record